Molecule: messenger RNA, 2997 nt
Organism: Ascochyta rabiei
Lineage: Eukaryota; Fungi; Ascomycota; Dothideomycetes; Pleosporales; Didymellaceae
Product: 1-phosphatidylinositol 4-kinase
Exons: 5
Coding region: 1-2997 (998 amino acids)
Biological process (GO): phosphatidylinositol phosphate biosynthetic process; phosphatidylinositol-mediated signaling
Cellular component (GO): membrane; cytoplasm
Molecular function (GO): 1-phosphatidylinositol 4-kinase activity
Source: RefSeq, a predicted model, not a curated record
AUGAGUUGGAAUCUGCUUGAGCGCUUCCUCGAGUCGGACCACUUCAACACCGACCCCUCGCUGGCCGUGGCCUACCUGGCUCGGUAUGCAGACCAUGUCGGAAUCCACUACGUGCUCUGCUCCAAGCUGCGCACCUUUGCCUACGAAGAGCUCGAGUUCUUCCUCCCGCAGCUAUGCCACCUGCUCAUCAGCAUCGACAACGAGUCGAUGGCGCUCGAGGAGUUCAUCAUCGACCUGUGUGAGGAGUCGGUCAACGGCGCGCUCCUGACCUUCUGGCUGUUCCAGACCUACCUCCACGACCUCGCCUACGCCCCGACCUCGAUCGCGUUCAAGACAUGUCGCCGCAUCUACAACCGCGUCCAGCGCAUCGUCUUUGGCUCCGCCGAGCCCCAGCGCCGCGAGAAGAUCAAGGAGAACAUCCUGCCCGUCACCGUCCUGUCCAGCCUGGUGCUCGCCAGCAUCGCCGCCCCCUUCCUGCCCGCCCACGCCGGCCCGCUGGCCAUCGCCCAGGCCCGCAAGCCCCGCCCCGUCGACGACAUGAUCUCGGACAACGUCCAGACCGGCAAGGUCGGGAGGAGCAACACCGUCGCCGCCGGCUCGCCGCGCCCACGCCACCGACGCCCCGGACAGGGCCACUCUGACCCCGAGGACGGCCGCACCACCAAGCCCCACGCCCACGCCCACGCCCACGUGCCCGCGCCCGCGCCGCGCCCGAGGGAGCCCCGCGACCCCAAGGACCUGCGACGCCACGCUGCUCGGCCGCCCCACGCUGCCCGCGGCUUCUCGGCCCAGCAUCGACCCUCGCUGCUGCACCUCGACGCCGAUGCCCGCCUCAGCUCCUCCUCCCUGCCCGACUUCCGCAACGCCAGCGCCUCCCCGCUGCCCACACCGCCCGCUACCGCCGGCCUGGCGCCCCGGCCUGACCACCACCCGGCUCGCAAGCACGCCGCCCACCAGCCCAGACCGCUCACCCCGACAGCCCUCUCCCGCACGCAAAAGGUCCGGCUGCUGAGGUCCAACUACUUCCGCAACGAGACCCAGUUUCUGAGUGCGCUCGAAGACAUCUCCAGUCGUCUGGUCGUCGUGCCCAAGCCAGCACGUCUGAGCGCCCUACGCGCCGAACUUGCGCUGAUUGCACAGGACUUGCCGGCCGAAGUCGACAUCCCGCUGCUCUCUCCGCCCACCCUGAAGGAUGGGAUCCCGUCCCAGAGCCAACAUCACCGAAUCGUGCGCAUCAACCCUGCCGAAGCCACGAGCCUCAACAGCGCGGAGAAGGUCCCCUACCUGCUGAUGGUGGAGGUCCUGAAGGAGGACUUUGACUUUGACCCGGACUCGGAGCAGAACAUGCAGCUGUUGGAAAAACUCAUGCUGGAAAAGGGCACGUCGAGAAGGCGUCUGUUCGAUAUCACAAACGCAGAGCGUUUGGCGCUGGACAGGACACCGCCGAAUGGAUCAGAUAGCGUCUUCGAGCCGGCCAACGGCGACCUGGGCAGCACCGCGCUGAUCAAGGACAUUGACGAUGACGACAUCGCUUCUGGAUUAGCAAGAGCUGCCUUGUCAUCGGCCGCCGGCAUCGCCAAAGCAACAGCGCCCAGGUCUUCGAGCGGGGCGAACACGUUGUCUUCCAUGGCGACCUUGUCCACCCCACGGACCUCUGACAUGGAGCUCAGCCGGUCGAGUAGUCCUGCUCCGACAAGAAAAGCAACCCUCCCGACGAACAGGAACCAAGGGCCCGACCAGCCCGACUUCACAGCGCUCGCUACGCAUAUGCGGACAGCAGCCCAGAUGCUCGCACAACUGGAGGCAAGCGGAUCGAAACGACCAAAGACGGAAGUGGCAGCCAUCAAGGCGAAGAUCAUUGCAAGCAUGCAAACUCUGGAGGAGCAGAACUUCACGGCAGACGACCAGGGGCCUACCUUCGACACCAUCAUGGCAGAAUCAGAUCCAGCCGCCAUCCUGGCGGAGCCAGAAGAUCUCGAAGAGGGCAUGGCCGUGGCCACCAACACAGGCGCCGGUGCAGCACGCAUGGAAAACGACCUGAAGACCGGCGGUAUGCGCCGUAAAGGCGACCGAGAUGAUCCCAGCGCUGCCACCUUUGGCGAAGAAUGGAGCGCCAAACGCGAGCGCAUCCGCCGCUCCUCCCCUUAUGGUUACAUGCCCAAUUGGGACCUCAUAUCCGUCAUUGUCAAAACGGGCGACGACCUCCGCCAAGAAGCCUUUGCUUGCCAGCUCAUCCAAGUCUGCACCAAGAUCUGGGAAGAAGCCCACAUCCCCGUCUGGACAAAGCGAAUGCGCAUUCUCGUCACCGGCGAAUCCUGCGGCCUCAUCGAAACCAUCACCAACGGUGUCUCCCUUCACUCUCUGAAACGCAGCUUGACCCUGGCCAGCAUUGCAGCAGGCACAAACCCACGGAAACGCAUAUCUACGCUCAAAGACCACUGGCUCAAGACGUUCGGCGAACCAGACUCGGAACCGUACAUGGCGGGGGUAGGGUGCUUCACCCGCUCGCUCGCCGCGUACAGCAUGAUAUCCUACGUUUUGCAGCUCAAAGAUCGCCACAACGGCAAUCUCCUGAUCGACAACAUGGGUCACAUCAUCCACAUCGACUUCGGCUUCAUGCUGUCCAACUCUCCCGGGUCCAUGGGCUUCGAAGCCGCGCCGUUCAAACUCACCCAGGACUACGUGGACGUGCUGGGAGGCGUUACAAGCGCGGCGUUUGACGAGUUCAAGACGCUGUGCAAGAAGGCGUUUCAGGCGCUCAGGCGGGAGGCGGAGAGGCUGAUCAUGUUGGUAGACCUCAUGAGCAAACAGAGCAAAAUGCCGUGUUUUGCGGCAGGAGCAGCGAGCGUGACCAACAGUCUGAGGGCGAGACUCAUGCUGCACCUCAGCAAGGAAGAAGCCGAAGGAUUCGUGGAGGAGCUGAUUGCUAAGAGCGUGGGGAGUUACUAUACCCGGCUUUACGACACCUUCCAGUACCGCACGCAGGGCAUCUAUUGA